Molecule: messenger RNA, 3240 nt
Organism: Eucalyptus grandis
Lineage: Eukaryota; Viridiplantae; Streptophyta; Magnoliopsida; Myrtales; Myrtaceae
Product: pentatricopeptide repeat-containing protein At4g02750
Exons: 1
Coding region: 406-1914 (502 amino acids)
Biological process (GO): RNA modification
Molecular function (GO): RNA binding; protein binding
Source: RefSeq, a predicted model, not a curated record
GUAUCUCCAGUUAAGCCAUCAAAUGGGGGAAACAAAGCAUUUUGCAAUGUCCUCGUAUGGCGAGAUCAGUAAAUCACUCUUUCUCCAGGCGAGAAUCAAUAAUGUCGAUUGUUGCGCGCUCGUAGAUGGACAUCGUGAAGCCGCAGGUUGCUCGAACGACUGACGAAUGUCGUCAGUUCGAUCCGGCUGUAAUGGCAAUCCUUCGAGGCGCAAUUUCAAAUUGCAACGAGGCGGUGUUGGUUUGCUCAGAACGAAGAUGCCAGGAUCAAGUUGUGAUGUGAUGUGAUUUUCUAGCUGCUGCUCGUCAGCUCGCGGAUGUGAUCUCGAGUUUGCUCGUAUGCUGUUUAGAACAGGAACCCAUGUCCCACCGCUUCCAGCCUCUUCAGAACUUUGACUGGUCGAGUUAUGCGCGGGCGGUGCUGGUACAGACAUUUCUGCUCGCAUCGUCAGCUCCCAGCGGGGAGAAGCAGAGAACCCAAGUCGGGGUCCUCGAAGGAAACUUCACCAGCGGGAGAGAACGAGCGGCAGCGACGCGCGACGACUGUAUCAGAGAACGCGGAUGUGAGAAGGUGGAACAUGGCCAUCACUGCCCACAUGCGUGACGGCCAGUGCGAGCUGGCUCUUCGCAUCUUUAACUCGAUGCCCUGUCGGAGCAUUGUCUCGUACAACGCGAUGAUAACAGGGUACUGGCAGAACGGCCGGUUCGGUCUUGCUAGAGAGAUGUUUGAUAGAAUGCCGGAGAGGGAUCUGGUUUCUUGGAAUUCUAUGAUUAGUGGGUACAUGAGGAAUGGAGAUGUUUCUGCUGCUCGCGUGUUGUUUCAUCAAAUGCCUGCGAGGGAUGUUGCUUCUUGGAAUGCGAUGUUGUCGGGUUAUGCGCGAAAUGGACUAGUGGAUGAGGCCAGAGAGGUCUUUGAUGAGAUGCCUUGCAAGAAUAAUAUAUCUUGGAACUCGAUGCUUACUGCAUUUGUAGAGAAUGGUAGGAUGGAUGAAGCGCGUAGGUUUUUUGAGUUGAAGACAGAUUGGGAGGUGAUUCCUUCAAAUUAUCUGAUGGCUGGGUAUGUCAAGAGGAGGAUGUUGGUUAAUGCAAGACAGCUUUUUGAUUGGAUGCCUUUCAAAGAUGAAGUUUCCUGGAACACUAUGAUUGCAGGUUACGCACAGAAUGACGAGUUGUCAGAAGCAAGAAGAUUGUUUGUGGCCUCACCAGCUCGGGAUGUAUUUGCAUGGACAGCUUUGAUGUCUGGAUAUGUGCAAAAGGGAAUGAUGGAUGAAGCAAAACGUAUUUUUGAUGUGAUGCCGGAAAAGAAUAGUGUCUCUUGGAAUGCAAUGAUUGCGGGGUAUGUGCAAUCAAAGGAAAUAGACAAAGCGAGACAGUUGUUUGAGGUGAUGCCUUGUCGAGACAUCAGUUCUAGGAAUACAAUGAUUGCGGGCUAUGCUCGGAGCGGUGACAUUUCCAAAGCUAGAUGCAUGUUUGAUCGGAUGCCUCAGCGUGAUUGCAUCUCUUGGGCUGCUAUUAUUUCUGGGUAUUCUCAAACUGGGCAUUUUGAAGAGGCUUUGCAGCUGCUUCUAGACAUGAACAGGUAUGGAGAAUGGCCAAACAGAUCGGCUUUGACUUGUUCUUUAAGUUCAUGUGCUGAAAUUGGAGCGGUGAAAUUGGGAAAGCAAUUGCAUGGAUACCUGAUAAAGGCAGGAUACGAAUCUGGAUGUUUUGUGGCGAAUGCACUUCUUGCAAUGUACUGUAAGUGUGGAAAUAUUGAAGAUGCUUACGAAGUGUUUCAUGGUAUAGCAGAGAAGGAUUCUGUCUCGUUGAACAUCAUGGUUGCUGGUUAUGCAAGGCAUGGACUUUUAAAAGAGGCUUUGGUUAUUUUUGAGUCAAUGAAGGCAGCAGUUAUUGAACCAAAUGAUGUCCCACCGUAAAUGAUGCCCUCUUUAUUUGAGUUUAUAGCUUCAUCCUAGUACACCUUAAAUCUUCAAAAUUAAAACAGGUAUUACAGUCAAUGUCGAAUGAAUGAGGCUCUUUUUCAAAGUAAAACAAGGUGAAGAGAAUCGGUUGACACUACUAGGAUUCAAGCUCUUUAACAUCGGGAUACCUAGAAUCCUUGAUGGGGAACGUAUAGGGUUGGCUUCGGUUGUGGGCCUUACAUUGUGUCUCUAUUUUUUAUUCUUACUUUGUUAUCACUUGAACCCAACCCAUUAAAAACUUAAAACUAGGAAAGAACAAUUGGUCAUCCUCUGCCCCCUCCAGACUCGGACUCCUGCCGUGUUGAAUGAGGAGCUGACACACACAUGAUGUCCCUAUGCUAUGUCCUCUAAAAGGAUCCUGCUCUUAUAGCGGCUACAUGGCCUAUGAGAGAAUUCAUUUCUUGAUUUCCUGAAAGAUGGAAUAAUAAGAAGACAUUUAGAAAGAGAGGGCUUGAAAGGGGGGUAAGAUGAGCUAUGAGGUAGCAUUUGAUAUGUAGAAGAUUUAUUCUGUCAAUUGAGAAAUUUUGGAGUAAUUUUGAAUCCUUUUCUGUUGUAUGUCAUGGUCAAACUUUUGAUAAGGUAACCUGUAUCUUCUUGGAAUUAUGAUCACUUAAGAGAUUUCAGGAUUUCUUAUUUGCUGAAUCUCCUAUGGUUCUUGACUUGGACAAUAACAGGACAGAUUGAGAGAACAGUCUCUUCAGUCUCGUUAGCAAAGACUCUUCUGCUGAGGAGCAUGAGCUCCCCAUAAUCAUACUUGUGUAUUUGCAAGCAAGCAGGGAGGUAAAAGCAACUGUUUAUUACUGUCUUAAUCUGGCUGUGGCCUCUAUUCACGACCAUUCAACAGCACAACUGAGGGUUGGCUCCAACCACCCAAAACAGUAAACAUGGCUCUUCAGUAUAUGAGGUUCUUGGUAAGCUAAUGUUCAAUCUUUUCCCAUUUUUUUAUGUAGACAUAACAAAAUACAGAGUAUUGAUCUCUAGUGUGCAGUAUCCUCUUGCCUUAUCUUCUUUCACAAGGAGCUUUAACUGAUCGAGGAUUGAAUGAAAGGGAUUCGGGUCUCUCAUAAGUAACAGUCUCUGCAAUGUAGUCCUAAAGCAGAGCAGAAUUCAGUUUCACUUCCAGAUAGGAUUUUUGGUUUAUAAAUCUCUCUCUAUGAAUGGUGUGGGAAGACGUAAUUGGGAUCUUUCUUAUUAAGAAGAAAUGACAAAUAGUUAGAACUGAAUGCAAAUUAAUGCAAAAUGCCUCUCUGAUUGGUAAUUGGAGCUAAACUUACUGCGGUA